This is a messenger RNA of Onychostoma macrolepis, 1265 nucleotides long. RefSeq names its product R3H domain containing-like (gene r3hdml). The record is from RefSeq and is a predicted model, not a curated record. The transcript is spliced from 5 exons. NCBI's taxonomy places the organism in Eukaryota, Metazoa, Chordata, Actinopteri, Cypriniformes, Cyprinidae. The coding region runs from base 123 to 875 and encodes 250 amino acids.
ACACUUGAGUAGGGACUGUACCGUUCCUGAGCUUAUUUUACUGGCUAAUACAGUGAGAGAUUGUUGACACUGAAUUCUCUUUCCACAAAUAAAGCACCUGUAGCCAACCAGACAGAAGGCAGAUGAUGAGUUUGGCCUGCGUUCAGCUGUUCUUUGCUGCCACGUUGUGGACACUGCCGUGCACCACAACAUCUGUGGCAGUGAGCAGCGCAACAGAGCUGCUUCAUCUCAAAGAUGUUACUCUGGAAGCCCAGCUGAGGAACAGCAGCGACACCAGCGCGCCUCGAACGCGGCGGAAACGCUUCAUCUCCAGUAAAGACAUGACGGCCAUUCUGGACUAUCACAACCGCGUGCGCUCACAGGUCUUCCCACCCGCGGCAAAUAUGGAAUAUAUGGUGUGGGAUGAGAGACUGGCAAAAUCUGCAGAGUCCUGGGCCGCUCAGUGCAUUUGGGAUCAUGGACCGCCUCAUGUUUUGCGACACAUUGGACAGAACCUGUCCAUCAUCUCUGGAAGAUACAGAUCGAUCAUUGACCUGGUAAGAUCCUGGUAUGAUGAAAGACACUAUUUCUCCUACCCCAACAGAUGCAGUGGCUCUGUCUGCACACACUACACUCAGAUGGUGUGGGCGACCAGCAAUAAGAUCGGGUGUGCUAUCAGAAGAUGUUCAAAUAUGUAUGUGUUUGGGAGUAUGUGGAAACAGGCCACCUUUCUGGUUUGCAACUAUUCUAUCAAGGGGAACUGGGUUGGAGAGGCUCCAUAUAAGACAGGGAAAUCAUGCUCUGCGUGCCCCUCAAGUUAUGGAGGAUCAUGCAAUAAAAACCAGUGUGACUCCAGAUCAAAAUCCAGAAGAAAUGCAAGCGGUGUCAGAGGCUAAUGGAUAAAAAAAAUCCCUUAAAGUAAAAAAAUCUCUCUUAAAAAAGAAUUAAUAAAUAAAUUACACAAUAGAAACCACUAAAAUGUAAAUUUCACAAUGCAAAUUAUUCCGUGGUCAUUUUAAACUGAACGGCAUUUAAGUGUUGUAAAAUGUCCAAGUAAUCAAAUGUGUAAAUGUCAAAUUGCAUCAACUGUUACUUUGUUUGUUACCACCCCAUAGGUAUCAAAUUUUUAUUUGUUUUUAAAAAUGACUUUCUUAAGAUGUUAAUGUUUAUCCUUUGUUGUUUUUCAAGGCUCUGGACUGUUUGCACUGUUUUGCUUAUAAUUUGUUUGUACUAAGUUGCAUCGCAGUGACAAUUCACAUUGAGAGUAAAGCACUUUCGUUCUUUCA